ACUGUGAACACUUACGGAACGCACUUUACCAUUUGUCAAAGUUCGAAAUGCAUUCACUAAACGUCAAAUUUUGUUUGUUGACAAAGUUUUGUUUGAAGUGGAGCGGUUGAAGGAAAUUUAAAAAGACGUGUAGGGUUGUAUAAAGUAUUUUAUCACUAAAAUGUAUAUCAAAUUUCAGAAAAUAUGUAAGUAACCGCUUUUAGAACGACAAAUUAGCAGAUUGGGCAAGUCACCAAGUGAUGACCGACACAGAUGAUACAGACGAGUUACUGCUGAUCCCUCCUGAUUUUUUUGUAAUAAACUCGGAGUCUGAGUCGUGUGACUUCUCUGAGCCCUAUUAUAAUAUAGUAGAAAGACUAAUACAGCGUGUGGACAAUCUCCAAACUCGUCUAAAGUCAAUAGAAUCAAGUGAAAACUCCUUACACUCAUAUGACAUGCAAAAUAUACGCCAAGAAUCCAGACGUUACAACAGUAGUGAAAAUGUUUAUUACCCCACUAGCACGCAAAGUACGCCUCAGAAACCUCACACAAAAUUUAAACUCAGUUCAUUACCAUGUAGCCCUAAUAUAGAUAGGCAUACUCCUAGUCGAUAUAAUUGUUUAGGAUUACCAAAUAGUUGUGCUAAGUCAGAGAAUUCUUCUCCCAACAAAAAUGAUACUAUGGGAGAGAUUGAUACCUUUCUAUCAAAAGUCAGGACAAUAAAGAGGUUAAAUGCAGUCAGAAGCCUUGAAAAAGAUUUUAAUAGAGAUUUUAACAGUAAUGACUCAUUGGGAACAAAAAGUUCUAAAGAGGUAACUGAUGUCAUGGCUGAGUUGAAAAAACAGCAAGAAAAUCUGGAAGCCCUAGCUCCUAAUAAAGAGCCUGAAGCAGUCAAGGGAAAAACAUGGCAAGCAGGUGAUGUAAAAGAUAGUGUGCCUGACUAUAGCAUGGGUGUAAGAGACACACUCUAUGAUUGUGGUGAACCAACAACACUGAAGAAGAUUUACAAUGAUUCUCUAAAUACCAGUGCUGAUAAGUACCCAAGCUCUGACAGUAGCUCUGAACCUACUCAAAUGACUGCAUUCAAAAGACCUUCUAAGAGUAGUUUAUUAAGCAAUCCUUUGCAUUCUCAUGCUCUUGAUAUAUUGAACUUACAUAAACAAGUUCAGGAAGACAGCGAAAAGAAGGUUAAGAAAAAGAAUAAAAUAAAAAGUGGGCAAGGUUUGACUGACAAUUUUGGCUUGUUAAGCUUGGCAGAUAUAUGGGGCUCUAAUUCCCAGCUGUUACAGUGUUCUCAAGCUCAGCUAUCUCAGAAGUUGAAAGAAGAAAAUCUACGAAGACAGCAUUGUGAGGAUCUAAUCCUGAAAUUGCAAAAUCAGAAUUUGGAGCUUCAGCAAAAGUUAUCUGUUGCUGUGAAUGUGGAUGAAACAAAAAAUAUUGCAUUGCAACAAUUCCAGGAGACACUGGAGAAAGUUAUCUUGAGGUUGGAUAAGGUAUACAAGGAAAAACAAGGUUGGGAAGAUGAAGUAGAAAAUUUGAAAAGUAAGCAUGCAGCACAGUUGGCAGAGUUAUCAAGGAAAGUAUCUUUCUAUGAAAAAGAAGCCUCAAGAGCCAUAAAUGUAGCAGAAGAAAAUCAAGAAAAAUCGUCAUGUUUGGAGAAACGGUGCUCUGAGCUCCAAAAUCGAGUAGAUAGCUUCGAAAAUAACCUCAGAGAGCUGCAUGAUAGAUAUGCAAGGGAAGUGGAGAAAAAUAAGCAGCUUUCAGAUAUUUUGAGUCAGAAAGAAAUUGAGCUGAAUGAGAACAAAAAUACAUUAAACUUAGCAAAGAAAGAAGUUAAUCAAAGUAGAUCAGCAAUAGAUAACUGCCAAAAGGAACUAAUUAUGUUGAAAGAAGAAUAUGAAAGAAUUCAGUAUGAUUUGAAGGAAAGCAAAGCGAUUAUUGAGAAAUUAACUGAACAAAAGAAGGUUUUGUUAAAGGAAAUGGAGAAUAGUAAAAAGAAAGAGGUGGCAUUUCAAGCUGAAAUUGAACAGCUGCAGAAACAGAUUGAAAAUAGCAAAAUGGAGUUGAGAAACUUUUAUCAAGGACAAGUGGAGUUAUUAGUUCAGAAUAAACUAAAAGAGUUUCAAGCCCAGUUGGACCAAGCUGAAAGUUCUUUCAAAGAAGAGGUCAAGAAGAGGGAGCUUGCUAUUGCCAAAACAGCUGCAAGUCAUAUACAACAACUCUCUGAAAAGUAUACCUUGGAAAUCAGCCUUUUGGAAAAGAAGCAUCAAGAGGAGAUCCGUUUACAUCAAAUUCAGGUGAUGCAGUACAAGCAACAGGCUGCGAAUCUGCAGGGUGAAUUGGACAGACUCCAGGAAAAACGCAUGGAAAUUGCCAGGCAGCUGCAAAAAAUUAUGGAAGCUCAAUGGGCAGAGGCGGUGAAAAUUAUCACUAGUGCUAAGAGUCCUGCGUUCGACGAUAAGGCAGUCAAUACUUUGGAUCAGUUGAAUUCAUUGAAGACAAGAUCGUAUCACAAUGUAGAAGAGGUUUUUAUCCAGCAAGGUCUAAAUCCAGAAAAGAAUGAAAAUCUCAACGAGGGAACUUGUACGUCAACAAGCAAUGAGCACAUAGGCGACACUCCGGUAUCAAGUAAAACCAACUGUAAUAAACCAUUCAGUGAGACUGAGGUUCAGAAAUACAUCAAUUUGGUGAGUUCACUGUGCAAAGAAAUGAAUGUUACUGAAACAAGCGUAUAAAUCAUGCUUUUCCGCAUAGGGCAUCAAAUUGAUUUUCCUGAUAUUGCAUCAAGUUCCGGCCAUACUGAAGAGGAUUAUGCUUUUAUAAUGCACACGUAGAUAUGUCAUUUAGAGCCCAAUUAAUAAAUCAUUGAAAUACAUGAGUUUGUUGUUUGGUGUGGCGUUAGUACAGGCAGUUAUAUUUCUCUCUAUAAUAUUCAGUGUCCCGAAAGUUGGGACUUUCCUUUGUUGAACCAAUAAAGUUUGAAAUAACAAAGGUACAAAGAAGUUGAGGAAAAGUAACUCACUGUUUAUUUGGUAAACAUUUUCAAGUAUUACAUGUUGCACAUAAAUAUUGUUUAAAGUUAUCGUCAUUCGAUUCAAAAACACAAAUUUGUUAACUUCUUCCUACACUAAAACCAUGU
Messenger RNA from Acanthoscelides obtectus, 3118 nucleotides. The record is from the annotation of a GenBank genome assembly. Lineage: Eukaryota; Metazoa; Arthropoda; Insecta; Coleoptera; Chrysomelidae.